AUGUCUAUGAAAGGUAAAAUUAUCGCCAUCACGGGUGGUGCAUCGGGGAUUGGUCUUGCUACAGCCAAGGUUCUCAGUUCACGUGGUGCCAUCGUCUGCAUCGGUGAUAUAUCCAAUGCAUCUCUCGAAACUGCCAUGGAGGGUGGUUUCCCCUCACAAGUCAAAGGCUCGAUAGUCGAUGUUUCAAAUCGGAAGUCAGUCGAAGGCUGGAUCGAUGAGAUUGUGAAUGAAUUUGGGAAACUUGAUGGUGCUGCCAAUUGUGCGGGGGUUAUUGGUAAACACCAUGGUGUAAGGAAGAUCCAAGAUCUAGAAGAUGAGGAAUGGGACAAAAUCAUUGCGGUUAAUUUGACCGGCAUGAUGUACUCUCUGAGGGCUGAGCUAUCAAAAAUUGAAAACGGUGGGAGUAUUGUCAAUGUAUCUUCCAUUGCUGGAACGCACGGACCUUAUGUCGCCAGUAAACACGGUGUCAUUGGCCUCACUCGUACUGCCGCAUUAGAAGUCGGUGAUAGAAAUGUACGAGUGAAUGCCUUGGCUCCUGGUCCAAUCGAUACACCAAUGAUGGGAAAGGCUCGAGAGACGCAUGUACAGGAAGGUGAAUACAAUUCUAUUGUCUUGAAAAGACUGGGUACUGCAGAGGAAAUGGCUGCGAUUAUUGCCUUCUUGUUGAGUGAGGAAAGUUCCUUCGUUACUGGGGCAGUUUAUCAUGGAGCUGGUGGAAUGAGUGCUUGA
Molecule: messenger RNA, 729 nt
Organism: Botrytis fragariae
Lineage: Eukaryota; Fungi; Ascomycota; Leotiomycetes; Helotiales; Sclerotiniaceae
Product: putative 3-alpha-(or 20-beta)-hydroxysteroid dehydrogenase protein
Exons: 2
Coding region: 1-729 (242 amino acids)
Molecular function (GO): oxidoreductase activity
Source: RefSeq, a predicted model, not a curated record